Etheostoma spectabile (orangethroat darter) is the source of this 2567-nucleotide messenger RNA. It is a transcript of the gene ppox, whose product is annotated as protoporphyrinogen oxidase. Gene Ontology annotation, biological process: heme biosynthetic process. The record is from RefSeq and is a predicted model, not a curated record. The transcript is spliced from 13 exons. Gene Ontology annotation, cellular component: mitochondrial inner membrane. The coding region runs from base 36 to 1541 and encodes 501 amino acids. NCBI's taxonomy places the organism in Eukaryota, Metazoa, Chordata, Actinopteri, Perciformes, Percidae. Gene Ontology annotation, molecular function: protoporphyrinogen oxidase activity, oxygen as acceptor.
UGCUUUUAUUGUGAAGGAGUCAGGUCGGAAGUGUUAUGGCGUGGUGUCGGAACAGAAACAAGAAGAGAACUCCGGAUGAACGCUACCGGUACGCGGCCGACAUAAAGCCAAUGACAACAGUUGCAGUCCUUGGAGGGGGGAUCGGGGGCCUGGCAGCAUCCUACUACCUCUGCAAGAGCCCCCAGGUUACCAAGGUCCUUGUCUUGGAGUCCAGCAGUCGGUUGGGGGGCUGGCUGCGGUCCACCAGGAGGUCUGAUGGGGCCGUGUUUGAACAUGGACCCAGAGGGAUCCGCCCUGCGGGGGCAGUGGGACGCAACACGCUCAAUAUGGUGGAGGACCUGGGUCUUGGCGGGGACAUUCUGCCCGUCCCCUACAGCCAUGUGGCGUCCCAGAACCGAUACGUGUACAUGAACCGACGUCUCCACAGGAUGCCGUCGGGGCUGAGUGGACUUUUGCGGACUGUCCCCCCCUUCUCUCGGCCCCUGCUGCUGAGUGUUGCCAUGGAGAUGCUAGUGAAGAGGGGCGUGGAGGAGGACGAGUCCGUCCAUUCGUUUGUCUCCAGGCGACUGGGGAAGGAGCUGGCGGACAUCGCGGUGGACAGUCUGUGCCGCGGCGUGUUCGCGGGCGACUGCAGGAAGCUGAGCGUGCGUUCUUGUUUUCCGGUGCUGUACAACGCGGAGCAGCGGGGGGGCUCCGUGAUGCUGGGCAUGCUGCUGGGCUCAGGCCCUACUCCUGCCGUCCCCCCCGGCCCUCUGGCUCAGAGGUCCGUUACAGAGUCGUGGGCCCAGUGGUCCCUGAGCAGGGGAGUGGAGUCUCUCCCAGAAUGCAUCGCUGAGUUCCUGCAGCGGAGCGGCAGAGCGGAGCUCCGCAGGGAGGCGGCCGUUCAGCACAUCAGCCCGUCGGCCUCCGGCUGGACGAUCAGUUUGGAGGAUGGAGUCCUAUCAGCUGACCACAUCAUCUCUGCACUGCCUGCUAAAGCCCUGGCCUCAAUCCUGCCCCCCUCCUGUCAUCCUCUCAUCCAGCUACUACAGGACAUCUCCACGGUAACAGUCGCUGUGGUGAAUCUGGAGUAUGAGGGCUCCAUCCUGCCUGUGUCGGGCUUCGGCCACCUGCUGCCGUCAUCAGAGGACCAGGCUUUACUCGGGGUGGUCUACGACUCCGUUCCCUUCCCCCAGCACGACAGAAGUACGGGACAGACUACCAGGCUGACGGUGAUGAUGGGCGGGGCCUGGUUCCACGAGGUCUUUGGGCCCCCAGACACAGUAACAGAGGAGUGUCUUUUAGCGAGAGCCACCGAGGCUGUGCACUGCCACCUGGGAGUCUCCUCAGCACCCAGCUGGAGCCGGGUCACCCUCCAGAGGGACUGUAUACCUCAGUACUACCCAGGACACUUCCGGAAAGUAGAGUCAAUGCGUCGCUUCAUAAGGGAGAAUAAUCUCUCUCUGUCUCUGAUCGGCGCGUCCUACGACGGGGUGUCAGUCAAUGAUGUCAUCUUUAAUGGACGGACAGCUGUGGAGCAGCUGUUGGGAACUGGAGUUUGAUGGAGCUCGUCAACACUGGAGCACGACAGCACCAAGGGCGUGGGUCUUUGAUAUGAUACAAAGUUUAGUUUCUUAAAGAAAAUCAGCGUCCUAUAGAUAAAACAUGUUAGAAACCGGUCAGUGUGUUGGUGCUGCUGAGGUUCCAGCCUGGAUUUGCAUAAAACUCUCGUCUUAUCACAAACUACAUCUACAUGCGCGUAAUAUUCUGAUUUCUGCCCUUAUUCUGAAAUAGACAAUAUUCAGACCAAGCUGAUAAUGAAAAUGAAUAUUGUACUAAAAGUCCCAUUUCCAUGUAGUCAUGUAAAAUGAGAUGUCUCCAAAGUGUCCCGGCGGUGGAGGACUUGUUGGAGCGUGGGAACACAGCGGCUCUCCUUCAUUCCUUCAAGCAGCUCCUAGAGAAGCUCGGCUCAAAAAGCUGCUGCUAUCCGAGUCUUUGACGAAGUUUAAAGUAGCUGAGUUCCUCCUUCUGAUCGGGACUGCAGCCCUGCAAACUGCUGGCUGGUUGCUCUGUAACGGUAACACCAGCAUAUCAUGUCUUAAACCGAAAAUGCCAAAGUGGGGGGUAAAAAAUACCUUAUUCUUAAUAUCCAACCAGAUUAUGCAUUUUAUAUGACCUUGUCAUAUUCAGAAUAUUGGAAUAUUAGUGUGCAUGUAAACGUGUGAGUGACAGAACAACGACUCACUGUUGUUGAGCUUGUGUAGAAUAGUGCAGUUGUUCAGCGGGCUACACAGCUGCAAUAUUAAAUUAUGAUAUUCUAGUGUGUUAAUAGUAUGCAGAGUCUGAACAUUAUGUUUCUGUCCAUCUGACUGAUGAUACUAUCUCUGUAUGUAAAGCCUUAACAAGCUGUUUGUCACGUUUGCCUUUACUUGUUUUUGGAGUGGGGAACGAGGGACUAAUGACAUUAAUACUGCAUUUAUUGACAACUCAUCUUUAAAUUAUUCUGUUAUUGCAUUCAGCAGUGCCGUAUGUUGUACAUACUGUAUGGAAAGCUCUCUGAGGCACGUUUGGGGUCCUAUAAAUAAAAG